Messenger RNA from Talpa occidentalis (Iberian mole), 513 nucleotides. RefSeq names its product embryonic testis differentiation homolog B (gene ETDB). The transcript is spliced from 3 exons. Lineage: Eukaryota; Metazoa; Chordata; Mammalia; Eulipotyphla; Talpidae. The coding region runs from base 199 to 381 and encodes 60 amino acids. The record is from RefSeq and is a predicted model, not a curated record.
CUGGAAGAGAGGUUUGAUGACAUUACCCGUGUUUGGGUACCGUCUGUGUAUCUGUCUGGACACCCAGCUAUCUCGGGGGUAAUGGUCAGUGAGUCUGGCCUCCUGACCUAAUCGCCCAGAGAGAUCUGCAAAGGAAGUAGAUUUCAGGCUUUCGUGGCUGUGCUCUACGGUAAAAUAAUUCCGCAGGGUCAACUAAAUAUGGAUAAAGCAAACUCUGAGGUCGGCCCCAACACGCCCACGCCGAGUAUCACCAAGACGGCAGAUAAACACGUAAAACGUGCCCAGGCCUCCCAAAAUGUGCUGAACUUUUUAAUCAGUCGCCAGCUGGGGAGGCAGCGAAGUGAUUUUGAUCUGUCAAAAUGGCUGUGGAUGAUGACAUAAGCCAGACCAGGAUGGAGGUGGCCCUUGCCAGGAAGUCAUACAACUUACCUGCUCACGCCUACCCCCACAUUAGGGAAACCCCCCAAAGUGGUUUCGCAUAACAAACUCCUUCUAUUAAAAUAAAAGCUGUGU